AUGGUUCUGAUUCAGGAAUGGCUUGUUUGUGAACCUGAAGAACGAUCGCGGUCGGAGGAGGAGAACCUCGCGCUCUGCCUCCUCAUGCUCUCGCGCGGCGGCAACCACCGCGUCCAGGCGCCGCCCCCUGUCGUCCCUGCCGCGGCGCCGGCCGCCGCGGAGUUCAAGUGCUCCGUCUGCGGCAAGUCCUUCAGCUCCUACCAGGCGCUGGGGGGCCACAAGACCAGCCACCGGGUCAAGCUGCCGACCCCACCUGCUUCCGCGGCUUCCCCGGCAGUGACCGUCGUGGAGGCCCCCGCCCCAAUCACCGCCAUCCCGCCGCCGCCGAUCGAGGUCCGCGAGCCGGCCACGUCAUCCACCGCCGCGUCCUCCGACGGGGCGGCGGCCUCGAGCAGAGUCCACAGGUGCUCCAUCUGCCACAAGGAGUUCCCCACCGGGCAGGCGCUCGGCGGGCACAAGAGGAAGCACUACGACGGUGGCGCGAGCGCCGCGGCCUCCACCGACCUCCUUGCCACCGCGGCGGCCGCCGAGACAUCCGAGGUGGGGAGCUCCGGCAACGGCAGCUCCGCCGCCCGGGCGUUCGAUCUGAACCUCCCGGCCGUGCCGGAGUUCGUGUUCCGGUGCGGCAAGGCCGGCAAGAUGUGGGAGGAGGACGAGGAGGUGCAGAGCCCGCUCGCCUUCAAGAAGCCCCGCCUCCUGAUGACCGCGUGAAGAAGAACCGGAUCUGAUCCCUCCCAAGAUUUUGGUCUAGCUGCAGAGUUCGGUGGAACACUAUUCGUUCAUUCAUUCGUGUAUGGUGCCAGCACUAUUGUUUGAUUUGUUGUUACAGCUCUUGUACAGAGAGAAAAAGAGUGUGAGAGAUACAUACAUAGCCACACAUAUACCAUACGUAGGUGUCUUCCUCCAAUUGGAAGAGAAUACCUGUAUCCUUAGCUGUCAGUAGUAUACUACCGUAGUUCAUACUCCAUUCUCAUACAGAUCGAGAUGAUUGGUGAAUUAGUGAUUGCUUUGUAACAUAAACUUAUAGUAUAAAUGGAUUGAGGGUUUUGGAAUCA
This is a messenger RNA of Setaria italica (foxtail millet), 1055 nucleotides long. Its product is annotated as zinc finger protein 1. The transcript is spliced from 2 exons. NCBI's taxonomy places the organism in Eukaryota, Viridiplantae, Streptophyta, Magnoliopsida, Poales, Poaceae. The record is from RefSeq and is a predicted model, not a curated record. Gene Ontology annotation, molecular function: DNA-binding transcription factor activity. Bases 1 to 711 code for a protein of 236 amino acids.